Astyanax mexicanus (Mexican tetra) is the source of this 6241-nucleotide messenger RNA. RefSeq names its product phosphatidylinositol transfer protein, beta (gene pitpnb). Gene Ontology annotation, cellular component: cytoplasm. Gene Ontology annotation, biological process: phospholipid transport. The transcript has 11 exons. NCBI's taxonomy places the organism in Eukaryota, Metazoa, Chordata, Actinopteri, Characiformes, Acestrorhamphidae. Gene Ontology annotation, molecular function: phosphatidylcholine binding; phosphatidylinositol binding; phosphatidylcholine intramembrane carrier activity. Bases 75 to 893 code for a protein of 272 amino acids. The record is from RefSeq and is a predicted model, not a curated record.
GCGGGGCCAGCGCCGCCGUCGGAUAGCGAGGUGACGUCGGCACCGCCGCGCAGCCGCAGUCGGGCGGAGAGAAGAUGGUGCUCAUCAAGGAGUAUCGCGUGGUCUUGCCGUGCUCAGUAGAAGAGUACCAAGUGGGGCAGCUUUUCUCCGUGGCUGAGGCCAGCAAGAAUGAGACGGGAGGAGGAGAAGGGAUCGAAGUGUUGACGAAUGAACCGUACGAGAAGGAGGGGGAGAAAGGACAAUACACACACAAAAUAUACCACUUAAAGAGUAAAGUGCCCGGCUUUGUGAAGAUGAUCGCACCAGAGGGAGCUCUAGUAUUCCAUGAAAAGGCCUGGAAUGCAUAUCCAUACUGUUGUACCAUUGUGACGAAUGAAUACAUGAAAGACGACUUCAUGAUCAAAAUUGAAACGUGGCACAAACCGGACAUGGGCUCUUUGGAAAAUGUGCAUGACUUGGACCCGGAGACGUGGAAGACUGUGGAGGUUGUACCCAUUGAUAUAGCAGACAGAUCACAAGUGGAGCCUGGAGACUAUAAGCAAGAAGAAGACCCUGCGGUUUUUCACUCAGAGAAAACAGGUCGAGGUCCACUGGGCCCAGAAUGGAAGUCAGAGCUCGCUGCAAAUGAAAACGCUCCCCGAAUGUGUGCAUACAAACUCGUCACGGUGAAGUUCAAGUGGUGGGGCCUUCAAAGCAAAAUAGAGCAUUUCAUCCAUAAACAAGAGAAAAGAAUCUUCACCAACUUCCAUCGUCAGCUCUUCUGCUGGAUGGACAGCUGGGUGGGACUCACCAUGGAGGACAUCCGGCGGAUGGAGGCUGAAACACAGAAGGAGCUAGAAGAGCUUCGUAAAACUGGUCAGGUUCGAGGUACCAGUGCUGCUCACGAGCAAUGAGGCAAAACUAAAGGAUCCUACGGUAAUAUUCUGACAUUCGGGGGGAAAAAGCGAAGAAUGAAGCGACGGUCAGCGCGACGUGCACCGCGGUUCAGUCCUCCACCAGCCUGAGGGACGUCCCCACUCUUCAUUAUUACUGUACCCAGACCAGCGUUCCUCCCGCUCACCAUCUUUCACUAUUUCACCAUGGUCCUCAGCCUCGUACUGGCUCUCUCACCACUAUAUCACCAUUAUACAGAGUUUGCCUUCAGUGGCGUUAGAGGAGAACGGUAGAAAACUGUGUGCUUUUGAGUAGGACUUUGCGAUUUUGUAGAAAAUUUCAAAGUUUGUGAUGAAAUUGGUUUUAAUUUCAGGCAGGCAGGCGCUGGAGGACCAAUUGUUGUAAUUGUGUGGUUUAGUCAUUUCACUUUUUAAAAAUUGUGGUUUUCUUUCACACCGGUUACUUCUUAUUCUCACCAGUUUUAAAGGCUGUGUUCAGACUGCAGGCAGAUCGGAUUUCUGCAUUGUUAUUUGUAAGCGAUCAGAUUGAUCAGAUUGGAUUUGCAUGUCUUGACAUCACAAUCACUUUGGAUUUGAUGAGUUUUUAAAGUAAAAUAUGUUAAAAUCUUUGAGUAUAAGACUGACCUACAUCAAAUAUUUGGACUUAAAUGUUGUUUUGGAUCGGAUUUUGCAAAAAUCUGAUUUCAUGUCAUUUCUGGCUGUUUAGACUCUCCAAAAAGUCUGUAUUCAUUCUAGAUCAGAUUCAGGCUGGCAGUCUAAAUAAGUAAUCAGAUUCUGAUUACUGAAAAACUAACCUGUGGCUUCUGGCUGUUUAGAUUAUCAAAAAAAUCAAUCUGGAUUUGAUUUAGAUCAGAUUUACUAAUGAUCAGAUUGGAUUUGCAUGUCUGGACAUGACAAAUGUAUCUGCUUAACCAACCUUUGGCACUGUUCUUGGACCCCUGCAUUCUGGAUUUAAUGAGGUCAUACGCUUAAAUCUGGUUCUGAGCGUCUAGACUGAUACACACGUGUAAACAUCUGAUUUCAUGUGGUUUCUUUCGGCAGUACACACUGUCAAAAAUAAAUCUGGAUUCAAUGUAGAUUAAAAAAAAAAAAUUAGAUUCAUGCUGGCAGUCUGAACACAGCCUAAGUCUCUACCCCCUUUACCCCACUUUUAAUUAAGCAGAUCCCUGGUUAAGCACUUACAUCAGAUUAAUUAUAAUUGUAAUGUUCAUAUCUCUUGUUUAUUGUAAUUAUAAUAUUCACGGUUAUUCGUUUUUUUUGUUCGUUUUUUUUUAGUUUAUUACCAUUUAACUGUAGUAGUUUUGCCUUUUUUUUCUCAUCUCAUCUUUUUUUUUUGUCUGAUCUAGAAAAUGUUGCGUACGCUGUUGCAUGGAGGAAAAACUUUCAGAUGCAAAAAUUUAAGCACACGCAAACGAUCGCCCGAUUUAACGUCAAUCAAUCAAUAUAUCAAUCGAUAAGUCAAUCACGUGCUGUUAAAUAAUGUCGUAUCGGGAGAACCACAGGACCUCGUUUGGAUUUGCAUGAGCUCAGCGAUGGCGAGACAGUGCGGGUGAUGUUCUUUAUCUUUGUUUUUAUUCUCUUGUUCUUAUUUUUUGUUUCGUUUUUGUCGUUUGGUUUUGUUUAUGGUUUUGUUUUAAAUCGACCGGAGGUCCCCUAGUUUUUAAGGGACCCUCCGCGCUCAGCUCUGGGCUGGGUGUAGACUCAGGCAGCGCCCGGUAUCAGGAACACCGUUCCCUUCUGAGGUUUAGAGUUUAGAUUUUAGAUUUUAAAGUUUAGAUUUUAGGGUUUGUUUUCGAUGCAAUCACUGCUGCUGUUCUAUAGUGCUCUUAGGGCUAGUGCUGUGCUGCUAGAUCUCGAAUGUACACACACACACACACACACAUACUGUAUAAACAAAUUUAUAUUUAUACAUAUAUAUAAAUAAAAAUGCAUGAAUGAACAGCAGACCAAUCAGAUUGUAAAAUAAAGUUCUACAAUGAAGAACUUUAAAAACUGUAAAAUCCAGCAAAAACACCCUUUUUAUAACAUAAAGAUAUAAAUGUCAGAUUUAGGGAUGCACUGAAUAUUUGGCGAAUUAAAUAUUAGUUUUAUUAAUGUUCAGGCUAAUAAAAUGUAAAAUGAGAGUUUAUAUCGAACAAUAACUUAUCUUAUUUAUCUGCAAGAUUGAACAGCAGGCCAAUCAGAUUGUAGAUUUUUAGAUUGUAUAAUUUGAAACAUCGAAUAAAAAUCAAAGCAAUUUUUUUUUUUUUUGCCAAGAUCUUUGAGAAGAUUUGGAGCUGCAACUAAUGAUUAUUUUCAAAGUCAAAUAUUCGGAUUAUUUGUUAAAUUAGUCGAUUAGUCAACGAUUAUUUCUAUCGAGAAUUUCAUAAACAGGUGGAUGUGGGAUUUAAAUGCCCUUUAAAUGACAAGACGGUAUCAUUUAAAUGUGAGAACAUGUGGAAAGUACUGAUAUUUAGUGGGUAAAUAUGUAAUCUGUUGUGUUUUGCCACUUUUGAAAACUUUUAGAGGUUUUUAGAAUCAAUCUUGUCGAUUAUAUCGACUAAUCUUUGCAGCCCUACUGACUAUUAUACUGGCUUUAUUUUAUUGUUUGAAGCUUAAUUUCAUUACUUUAUUGGUCUUCUGGGGUGUUAAAAUGUACCCAGCGUCCAAUAAUUGUUUUUAAAUUAUAGUUUUGUAAUUACUUUUCCUUUAAAAAUAAAACAAGCGAGACAAAAAUAUUUUAACAUUUAAGCUAUUUUAAAAUGAAGAAAAAACAAAAAUUGAAUUCGGACAAAAUGAUAGUUUCGGUGCAUCCCUAAUAAGAUUGUAUGUUGAAUGUUGAUACUCCAGACGGUGAUUAAAGAUCAUUUGAUUGAAAAGGACUUCACCUCUGCAGGAGUCCUACAUCUAUAUCUACAUAUAUUUACUAUAUGGCCAAAUGUUUGUGGACACCCAUAGCCAAUCAGAUUAGCCCCAAAGGUCCUGGAUUUAUCUCCAGUCAUAUUUAGACCAGACUCCCAUCUCUAUGAAUCGUGGGUCAUAGAGGGGUAUAAACCCCAGUACUGAUCUGUGGAGCAGAGGAGGAACUGUGUUCUCUGGAUUAAUGGAGCUCCAUAAUCCAAUCCUGACCUCCUGACAUGAAUUUAUUAAACGCUAAAUGCAAUCAAAUCUCUCAAUCAAAUUUCAGGAGAAACAGUGAAAUGAGUUGGUGUCCCAAUACUUUUGUCCAUAUAGUGUUUCUUCACCAGCCUCCCAUCAACCAGCCUAGCAAAAAUGAAAUAAAUAAAAUAAAUUAAUAAAUACAUUAAUUAAAACAAACCUAGAAUCAUGCUCCUUUGCACUGUUCACACGGGAGACUUUUAAACUCGACAGGGCUGAAAUAUUGAGCUGUGUUUGAGGUUCUUGUAGUUGACGCUGUAAGUGGUGUAUUGUGUUUAUAUAGGGGAGGGUGAUAUGAUAAAGGCAUUUUUAUGAUUUAAAAUACUUACAGUGAUGAAUUGCGUGACUUCUGACACCAAUCUUUACAUCUGAACUAAUCACUGAGUUUCUGAAAAUCGAUAUAAUAUUGCAAAACCAAAUAUCGCAAUACGAUACAAUAUCAAUAACCAUGAUUCCCUCAGGAAAAGAUGUCUGUUUUCAAUCGAAAUAACAAAAUAAAUAAUCUAAUCUAAUAGUUUCUUGUCAUGUUGCCCACCCUUUAUAGUACUGUAUGUGUAGUCUGCGUUUGGUUCCCUGUUAAAAACCCAUCUCUGCUUUUAUUGGAAUCGAUGAUCAGAGCGAUUUUGAGAUACAAACAGACAGACUUUUUUUGGACGUUUUGGACAUUGUAGCGUUUGGCUGUUGGGUUUCUUAGACCCUGUUUACACCUGGUUACUUCAUAUGAGUUUUAUUUGGUCUGAAUUAUGGUCUAAAUAAAAAAGCAGGUCUGAAAAUCACUGCAAACCUCAGUCCAGACCACCAAAGAACCCAACAUUUAGUUUGGCCUAAUUCAAAUAUAGUACUGAUUCUCUUAACGCAUUAUAAUUAAGUGACCAGGUGUGAACAGGGUCUUAAGUCUUAUCCGGACGGGAUUAGUUUCUCAGGAAACGUCUGUGAAAAAUAUUUCACACUUCUACUCUUCUAGUGAUAAAACUCCUGCAUUCAGACUGCAAUUGAAAAAAACAAACAGGAGCCAGUGAGUUUUUUUUUUUUUUUUAGGCUGUUUUUUCUCAGUCACAUGACAUCAUGGUGUUCGGUAGCUCCUCCAUUUCCACUUGUUGUUGUGUUUACAAUAAGUGGAUCUCCGUGGAAACCGUGGUGUGCCCAAAGUGUAAUUACGAUGUGCGGCAGUGGACAAAUAGCUAUUUUAUUAAACGCGAGGAGACGAAACUCCAGACGGGACUAAAAUUACCGUUCAGAGAAAAACACGUACAUGAUGGUUCUGGAUGUGAAUAAAAAAAACAUCACAGAGGAUAAAAACCCCCACAAAAGAGAGAGAAAAUUACCCCAGAACCCCCUGAGAAACUAAUCCUGUCCGGAUAGAGCUUUAGACUAAAGCUAAAGGCUCGUUUUCUUGGUGGAAAGCGAAAGGUGUGCAAAACUCUCGCGCACUCUUGCACACUUUUUUUGCAAGACAUUCAUGUUUGGAGUGACUCUUUUUGAGAAUGUUGAAGCAAAAUCGGUGCAUUUUUAUUUAGUAGCGAUGUGUAGAUUUUUCAAAUUGUUAUAAAAUUGAUGUCCUUUCACAUUUCAACUUUUUGCGAAUGCUGCAGGGCUCUCUCUCUCUCUCGCGCUGUCGCUGGCACCCGUUCAGGUCCCCUCCGUCCGUCACUCAGGCCCAGUGCCAGCCUCAGUGCAGUUUGGUGUUUAAUCAUCGCGUUUAUGUUGCGACCGUCAUUUUCAGUACUUCGGUAACAGAAUCGUAACAGAAGAGCUUUGAGUUAAAUUUCUAUACAUUUCUAUACAUUUCUAUACGCGAGUUUGAGUCUCUAAAUCCAGCCUGAAUGUCUGUUUUACUGAAAUGCUGCAUCACACGGCUGAAGAAUGCUACAAUGCUAAAUAAAGAAUAAAUACUGUAGGAUAUAUUUGGAUUACUUUUAUACACAGAAGACGCUCUUUGAUUAUAAAGGGGUUGGGGGCGGGGUGGGAGGGGGCGGGGCCUGGGUCAGAAAUGAUGUGUGUGUGUAUAUAUAGAUAUAUAUAUCCGAAAUACUGUAAUAAACGUAAACCACAGAGACACACUGCUGAAGAGCUACUGUUUUGACGAGCUGCGUUCUGUAUAUUUCUGUUUUUUUCUGUUAUAAUUUUUUUCGUCACUUGAAAUUCAGGGGAAAUAGUGAAUGUACGACGAUGAGAUCUUUUCUUUGUUCUCUUCCGUUUUUACAGCUUUU